AUGAAGGUUUCGAAUGCCUGUGUCUUCGCUCUCAUCACCUUCUUCAACCUGAGUACAGCAGUGGUGAUUCCAGAAACGUCUACUACAGACGGAGAUCUGGUCCCAUUCAACAUGACCACUCCCGAAAUCCACCCACCAUUUAUCGUACUCCCCUCCUCUUCCUCCCCGACGAAGACCAAACGCGGUGAGGCUAGCAAAUCCCAAGAGGUUAAAGAACGCGAAAAAGUAGUCCCCAUAUAUGAGAAACCCUGGCCCUGGCAAAGAAAGAAAGAAAAAGUAAAGCCCAAGGUUACACCACGUCCAUGCCCAUACCCCAAGACUCGCCCAUGCAUCACGCAAAAAGAGAUCGAUCAAGGAUGGCAUGAUAAGGCAGGGUGUUACAACAGAUCCUGGUUUUUCACCUACGGGCCUACACAUUGUUGGGAUGCAGGAGAUGAUUGUAUUAAGCCAGAUUGCAGAUAUUAA
Messenger RNA from Botrytis porri, 465 nucleotides. RefSeq lists its product as uncharacterized. The coding region runs from base 1 to 465 and encodes 154 amino acids. The transcript has a single exon. Lineage: Eukaryota; Fungi; Ascomycota; Leotiomycetes; Helotiales; Sclerotiniaceae. The record is from RefSeq and is a predicted model, not a curated record.